UGUUUGAUCCGUUAAACGUCAUCGAUCAGUUCAACGUCGUUCACGCGGACACUGUAACGGUUUAAUCGAUCACUGCUGAAGUCACGAGCGCUCUGCGGGUUUAUAUGUGAAAAUGGCGGCGAGGCUGUAGGCCUGCACGUGAGUCAUGGCUCACAGUGACGGCUGAACGACCACUGCGUGUCACGCACAUCUGUUGUGAGUUUCGUUUCAUCCGCAUGUUCUUUUUCUAUAUUGUGCGAUAGUUGAAGUUCAUGCGUGUGAACGGGUCAAGUGUUCAUUCAGGUCCUGUAGUUGAUGGAGUGUGUAGUGUGUUGGAGGUCAUGGCCACGGGCUCUUCCAGAACAGACUGUAGCAAUAACAUCCGAGAGCUGCACGCCAUUAUUUCAGGUGCCAAACUCAAGAGGAAGAAGAACUGGUUCGGAACCACCGUCUAUGUGGAAGUGACAUCAGAUGGAGAAAGCAAGAAAACCGCCAAAUGCCACAGCUCCUCCCACCCCAAAUGGGAGGAAAGACUCACACUGAGCGUGACGCCUCACUCGCAGAUGGACUUCAGAGUCUGGAGUCAUCACACACUGAAGACAGACGCUCUGCUGGGAAAAGCCUCACUGGACCUGAUAGAGAUACUACGCAAACAUGACAGCAAACUGGAGAACGUGCGGGAGGUUUUGACUCUGACUGUGGACAGUAAGAAGGAAGUCGUGUUCACCGGUGAACUCACAGUCUUCCUGGACGGCCUGGCACUGGAUCCGCAGCACACACACAAUGGGAACUCCAGCGCUGCGAGCAAAGUCCAUCAGAAUGGAGAUGCUCUUCAUGACAGCACAGAUGAGAGCUCUACAAGAACUCACAUCAGACUUGUGAGUGACACGGCGGGACCAGAGACUGAAGCUCCACCCAACUCAUCUGCCAUUAGAGAAUCAAGCCCCUCCUACCUUGUCAAUGGAGAUGCGGGCUCCUCCCCCACGGCCACGCCCACUAGCAGUGAUGUGAACUGUGCAACUGAAAGGUUUGAGGACCCCGUAAGACAUGAAACCCAAUGUGUGUGUGUGACAGUCAAUGGUGAGGGUCUUGAGGUGUCCUCCACAGUUGAUGAUGGAGAUGAAGAUGUCGCUCCUGCAGACGUCUCCUGCAUCAUCUCCUCGUGUCCUACAGCUGCCGUCACGGCUGCCUCUUCAUCACCGGCCUCUUCCACGUCAACCGCAGCCGUCACAGAGACGACCGCCUCCAGCUCCAGCCCGCCAGCCGCCGAUGGAGGAAAACCCCGACAGCAGCCCCCCACAGCCGGCCCAGAACCACUGCCGUCCGGGUGGGAACAAAGGAAAGACCCUCAUGGCAGAACUUACUAUGUUGAUCACAAUACAAGAACAACCACGUGGGAGAGACCGCAGUCUUUACCGCUGGGCUGGGAGAGGAGAGUGGAUAACCGCGGCAGGAUCUAUUAUGUGGAUCAUAACACUCGCACCACCACAUGGCAGAGACCCACAAUGGAGUCUGUGAGAAACUUUGAGCAGUGGCAGUCACAGAGGAGUCAGCUGCAGGGAGCCAUGCACCAGUUCAACCAGAGAUACCUCUACUCGGCAUCCAUGAUGUCAGCUGAGAAUGAUCCUCUUGGGCCGCUACCGCCUGGCUGGGAGCGCCGCGUGGACACCAACGAUCGUGUUUAUUUUGUUAAUCACAGCACAAAAACCACACAGUGGGAAGAUCCACGAACACAAGGGCUUCAGAAUGAGGAGCCGCUGCCAGAGGGAUGGGAGAUCCGUUACACACGAGAGGGUGUUCGCUACUUUGUGGAUCAUAACACGCGUACCACCACCUUCGGUGACCCCCGGACGGGCAAAUCUGCUGUCACAAAAGGUCCGCAGAUUGCAUAUGAGCGAAGCUUCAGGUGGAAACUGGCUCAUUUCCGUUAUCUGUGUCAGUCUAAUGCCCUGGCCAGUCAUGUGAAGAUCACUGUAUCAAGACAGACACUGUUUGAAGAUUCUUUCCAGCAAAUCAUGAACUUCAAGCCGUAUGAUCUGAGACGGAGACUCUACGUCAUAUUUAGAGGAGAGGAGGGGCUCGAUUACGGAGGUCUCGCACGGGAGUGGUUCUUUCUGCUUUCUCAUGAGGUGUUGAACCCUAUGUACUGUCUAUUUGAAUAUGCGGGCAAGAGUAACUACUGUCUGCAGAUCAACCCGGCGUCCACCAUCAACCCUGAUCAUCUGUCCUACUUCUGCUUCAUCGGCCGCUUCAUUGCCAUGGCACUGUUUCAUGGGAAGUUCAUUGACACAGGCUUCUCGUUGCCCUUUUACAAGCGAAUGCUCAAUAAGAAACUCAUCCUGAAAGAUCUGGAGUCAAUCGAUCCAGAGUUCUACAAUUCUCUCAUCUGGAUCAGAGAUAACAACAUCGAGGAGUGUGCUUUGGAGAUGUAUUUUUCUGUGGACAUGGAGAUUCUGGGUAAAAUCACGUCACAUGACUUGAAAACGGACGGUGCCAAUAUCCUGGUGACUGAGGAGAAUAAGGAGGAAUAUAUUGGGUUGAUGGCGGAAUGGAGGUUUUCUCGAGGUGUUGAGAAUCAGACCAAAGCCUUUCUGGACGGCUUCAAUGAGGUCGUGCCGCUACAGUGGCUUCAGUACUUUGACGAGAAAGAGCUGGAGGUGAUGUUGUGUGGCAUGCAGGAAGUGGAUCUUCAGGACUGGCAGAGGAACACUGUGUAUCGUCACUACACGCGCAACAGCAAACAGAUCAUCUGGUUCUGGCAGUUUGUGAAGGAGGUGGACAAUGAGGUGCGUCUGCGGUUGAUGCAGUUUGUGACGGGCACCUGCCGGCUGCCGUUAGGAGGCUUCGCUGAGCUCAUGGGAAGCAACGGCCCUCAGAAGUUCUGCAUUGAGAAGGUCGGCAAAGAGACGUGGCUGCCCAGGAGUCACACCUGUUUUAACCGACUGGAUUUGCCUCCGUACAAAAGCUUUGAACAGCUGAAAGAAAAGCUGCUCUUUGCCAUCGAGGAGACGGAAGGAUUCGGUCAGGAGUGAAAGUCUUUCCCCUUUACAGCCAAGUAAAUCAAAACUAUGAGACUUGCACAGAAGAUACCAAUGUAAAUAAGCUAUUUCGUCAUUUUAAACCAAAUCUUAAUCUAAGACCUCAUUUAGCCAUCUUCAUAACAUGAUUCCCCCAUAAAUAUGCAAGCUUUUCUGAUCUUUUUCAUGCUGAUAUCUUAAAUGGACUUGGGUUUCAUGAUUUGGUGGCUUUUUAAAAUGAGCCUGAAAAUAAAACCUUAGAGAAGAAGAUUUUCUAGCAGAACUUCAACUAACUUACAGCUCUAGUUUUAUAGAGCUUUUACUGAAUGAUUGUAGAGUUUGAUCAGGUGCCUGGAAUUUCUCCUUUUCUUUUGGUUGUUGGACAUUUGGUUUGGUUGUUAAGCGCUUGCAUGGCUGCCUACAGAGUGAACAUCUUUAGACUGGAACGGCCGUCUCAUAUCAUUACGCAGGUUUGGCUCUUGAAAGUAUUUGCUGUUUGUCCAUCAGUAUUUGUCAGUAAAACAGAAUCUGGACGCUCAUGCUCAUGAAGGCAGCGGCUGUCGUGCUUUCAGCACAUGUUUCUGUGGCCUUUGACCCUCAGUUCUGCAGAAGAGGAAAACUGUGUCCAUAACUACCUUUCAUAUUAAAAUAUAUGAAUUCAAACAAA
Messenger RNA from Triplophysa dalaica, 3663 nucleotides. Its product is annotated as NEDD4-like E3 ubiquitin-protein ligase WWP1. Gene Ontology annotation, molecular function: protein binding; ubiquitin protein ligase activity. Gene Ontology annotation, biological process: ubiquitin-dependent protein catabolic process. The coding region runs from base 252 to 3011 and encodes 919 amino acids. Lineage: Eukaryota; Metazoa; Chordata; Actinopteri; Cypriniformes; Nemacheilidae. The transcript has 24 exons. The record is from RefSeq and is a predicted model, not a curated record.